Loxodonta africana (African savanna elephant) is the source of this 728-nucleotide messenger RNA. It is a transcript of the gene MRPS33, whose product is annotated as mitochondrial ribosomal protein S33. The transcript is spliced from 3 exons. The coding region runs from base 158 to 478 and encodes 106 amino acids. Lineage: Eukaryota; Metazoa; Chordata; Mammalia; Proboscidea; Elephantidae. The record is from RefSeq and is a predicted model, not a curated record. Gene Ontology annotation, cellular component: mitochondrion.
UCUUAUACCUAUUUCAACAUUCUGUGCCUCUGAAGAAAAAGUUAUUGUUUUCAGCUAAUAAGAACUUGGCUAAUUCUUUGUUAAGGCAGGAUAUACAAGAUGGAAGAGAAAACAAGCAACAUCGCAAUUCGCACUCUGGCCCUGCGCUGCUCAGGAAAUGCCUUCGCUUUCAGAAUAUGCCAUGCGCAUGAGUCGGCUGAGUGCCCGGCUGUUCGGGGAAGUUGCCAGGCCUACCGACUCCAAAUCCAUGAGAGUAGUGCAACUGUUUAGUGAACAGCCUCUGGCCAGGAGGAAGGAGACCUAUGACUGGUACCCAAAUCACAACACAUACUUUGCCCUCAUGGGGAUCCUGCGUCAUCUCGGUCUCUACAGAGAUGAGCAUCAGGAUUUUAAGGAGGAGCAGUUGCGUGUAAAGAAGCUCCGUGGAAAGGGGAAACCAAGGAAAGGAGAAGGAAGACGAUCAGGAAAGAAGAAGUAGUGCUGGUCCAUCACAGAGAACAUUUCUUGCUUGGUGACUGAGAGCAGAAGAAGCGUGUUUAUUGUUUUUCCACUUAGAUAAUCUUCCUAAAUGAAGGUCACUUGGAGGAGCACAACCCGCUCCGUGUUGACAUCUAACCCAGUUAAAUCAUGACUGGUUUCUUGAACACAUUCUAAUUCUGCAAAAUUAUUUUGGCCUUGGUUUUGUAAUCUGAAGUUUACCUAAUUCUGUAAAGAAGUGAACCCAUAAA